UGCAUUUGUCAUGAAAGUAAAAAAGCUGAGAGCCAGGUUUAGGAGAUGUUCUGCCUUUUAGGUAGAUUUAAUAGUAAAAUCCUAUCGUAUACUGGCUCGUCGGGACGAGCCAGCAUUAUAGUCUGCUAUUAUUACGGUCGCCGUAACCGAAACCAAAAGUACCAAGGAAAUAUUCUUCUAUAUGGCAAAUAUGUAGACUCGUGAGCUGUAGGAAUGGCAGGGUUAUUCGAGAAGCCACCAGGUCAUGUCCAUCCAAGGGGUUACGCCGUCUUAAUCACCAACAAAGAUUUUCGAUGGAUUAAUUUGCCAAUUUUAGCAUAUCCAGGAAAGAAGGUCUCAGAUCCAACACGGAGAGGUGCGGAUGAAGAUGAUACCAAUUUACAAUAUGUUUUUGAUACAAAACUUCGAUUCCAGUUACUGGAUAACAGAACAUAUAAAAACGUUUAUAAAUAUCCAUAUGAAACAUUUGACGUACCAUUUUGGAUACAUAAUAAGCCAUCCGAACAGGCGCCGCCUAUAAAUCAAGCUCAGUGUAAAUGUCUUAGUUGUAGAAUUCAAAUGACAGAUCAUUCUAAGACAGAUUGUUUUGUUCUGGCUAUAAGCACACACGGUGUGCAGGUUGAUGGUGAACAAGAGAUUUGUUUCAGUGAUGAGUAUCUUGCUGACAGAGUAACACUUUCUGAUGUCAUAGAAACACUCAGCGACGAAAACUGUCCAACACUCAGAGGAAAGCCGAGGAUAAUAAUACUUAAUUUGUGUCGAAGUGACCCAGAUGUACCCAAAGGCAAACAAGAUGAAGUCUGGCAUGACAAAGGACACACAUAUAAUAUUGCGGAACAAGAUGAUUUAAGCAAACCGCUUCAAAAUUUGACACUGUGUGGUGGAGGUGACAAUACAAAAGAGCGUUCUGAAAAACAGAGUGGUUGUGGUAACGAUUUCAAAUGCCAAGAAGAAACAAAAGAAAUCGAACACAAAGGCGUUGAGAAAUGUGAAGACGAAGAUGAGAAAAACAAAAUCAAUGAAGAGUAUUAUUACGGUACAGAAAAAGCUUUGAGAAAUCUCCCUUCUAACUUUCUUAUUGUAUUUCCAACAGUUUCUGGAAAGAAAACUUUUCAUAACUUCAAAUACGGAUCAUGGCUUAUAGAUGAAUUAAGGAAAGUUGUUGAGGAACAUGAUUUUGAUAAGAAUCCGUGCAUGAACUUUCUCUCAGUUCUGACAACUACAGCCGGAAGGGUUGCUAGGGAUAAAGAGAGUAAGGAAGGAUAUAAAACUGCAGUUUGUAUUGUGCAUAGAUUACUCCAGCCGCUCAUUUUCACAGAUGCCAAGGGUAAAGAAGAUGAGAAACCGGAUCUAAACGAAGACAAACCAGCAUCAUUAUUUUGAGCGCAUUUCGCAAGGAUGUAUAAAUGCACAUUUACUCAUGAAAAUAUUUUGACCUCAGGGGUUCAAGGCUUUGGAUUCGCUAUAAUGAACAUUCUGAAAAAUGUAUAGAUAGCUUAAUGCCUUUAUAAUUUGCUUCUAGCAAUUGAAGCGUAUAUUUUAAUACAUUGUGAUUGGUACUGUAGAUAAUCAUUCUGCAAAUUAAAAUCACGAGUCAGCUAGAAAUUA
Molecule: messenger RNA, 1608 nt
Organism: Mercenaria mercenaria
Lineage: Eukaryota; Metazoa; Mollusca; Bivalvia; Venerida; Veneridae
Exons: 4
Coding region: 214-1383 (389 amino acids)
Biological process (GO): proteolysis
Molecular function (GO): cysteine-type endopeptidase activity
Source: RefSeq, a predicted model, not a curated record